Messenger RNA from Osmerus eperlanus (European smelt), 2633 nucleotides. It is a transcript of the gene adad2, whose product is annotated as adenosine deaminase domain containing 2. Gene Ontology annotation, molecular function: double-stranded RNA binding; tRNA-specific adenosine deaminase activity; double-stranded RNA adenosine deaminase activity. The coding region runs from base 175 to 1740 and encodes 521 amino acids. Gene Ontology annotation, biological process: RNA processing; adenosine to inosine editing. Gene Ontology annotation, cellular component: nucleolus; cytoplasm. The record is from RefSeq and is a predicted model, not a curated record. NCBI's taxonomy places the organism in Eukaryota, Metazoa, Chordata, Actinopteri, Osmeriformes, Osmeridae. The transcript is spliced from 9 exons.
AACGCUACUUAAAAAUCUUGCAUGGUCCCUUAGUAGCUUUGUUAUUUCCUAGCUUGAAAAUUGUUACACGUGCUGCAUACUCUUAACUAUAGAAUUUCCUAGGUGAACCUCCGAAGAUAGCUAGCCGUCUAUUUUCGAAACGUUGAUAACUUGGUACAGCAUAUUGAUUAUAACAUGGUGGACCAGGAGGUGGUGAACAAACGACUGCCCAGAAUUGCAGCAUGCCUUCAAAUGAGAUUCCCUCCAGAUCGAGAGCCAAGCCUAAGGAUUCUCAGGGGCAAAAGUGGGGUCCACGGACAAGACGUCAGCGAUGGUGAUGGAAGUUUAGGAAGGCCUAGAACCCCAGACCUUCCAGGGGAGAUGUUGACGGAAGAUUCGCGGCCUUUGCAGACAUCGUCCUCCCCUAAACCUGUCUUGGAGGGCCCCAGCCUGGUGCCUGACCCCAUGCUGGUGGACUAUUCGGAGAAUGAGGAUGACUCCAAUGAUGGCUUAUCCCUCCCUGAUAUGGGCCCCAACCAGGACAUGAGCUCAUUUGAACAGGAGCUUCAGGAUGAGUCCGACAAACCUUACAGCAGCCCCAAGAGAGGGAAAAGAGACGGAGCGGGUUUGUCCGACUGGCACAAACAUCGGGUCGCAGCAGUGUGCAGCAUGAGGUUUGACGACCUCAUGAAGAAGAAUCCGGAAUUCCAAGAAUGUAAGAGCUGCCUGGCGGGCUUUGUCCUGGAGAAAGAGGUGCGUGACACUCGUGGCCAGCUCUCUGAACGCUACGAGGUGGUGGCCUUGGGAACGGGCCAGUGGAGCUGCAGCGGCUGGCAGCGCUUCAACGGCACCGUGGUGCACGACUGCCACGCCAUCGUCACCGCCAGACGGGCUCUCAAAAGGUUCCUCUUCAAGCAGCUCCUGCUGUUGUUCAGCCAGGAGGCGGGGUGCGAGGAGCGCUCCAUCUACCAGAGCGCCACCGGAGGCCUCCUCCAGCUCAAGCCCCGAAUCUACCUCCACCUGUACACCAGCCAGACCCCCAAAGGAGCCGCGCAGUGCGUUCUCAUGAAGUCCCUAAACAGCAGCUACACCUCCCUGAAGCUGCAGUGCCAUGCCAAGGGCUCCCUGAUCCCCGCGUCCGUCCUCCACCCCAGCGUGUGGGGGUCCCGGAUCUGCUGCAUGUCGGACAGUGACAAGCUCUGCCGCUGGACGGUCACGGGGGUCCAGGGGGCGCUCUUGAGCCAUUUCCUCCAACCGCUCUACAUCACAAGCGUGGUGCUGGGGGACUCCAGCCACUACUCUGAGAAAGUGUCGGACACCAUCAACACACGCCUGGGGGAGGGCUGGGAGGAGAAGCUGCCGGAGCCCUUCAGGAGCCAGAAGAUCUUCUUCCUCAGCGGCGCGGCCCUGGGGCCUCCUCUCAGCAGCCUGUACUGCAGAGACCUCGGCGUCAACUGGUGCCUGGGGGACGCCAGCGUCGAGGUCACGGACUGCACAAAGGGCCUCGUUGUCGAAGGCUCCCCGUCUGUGAGCGGACCUGGUCUCACCAGCAGACUGUGCAAGAGAGCUCUCUACAGCUACUUUCGCAAAGUUGCAAAGCUGUCAGGACACCAAUGCCUACUGGAUCUUCCCACUUGCCACAGUGUCAAGGUGAAGGCCAGCCUGUACCAGAAUGCCAAGACUGUUGUUAACCAGCAGUUCCUGUCCAAUAACGCGGGACCCUGGAAUUCGAAACACCUGGUGGACUGCUUCAGUCACUGAGCUGUUCCAGUAGGGCAGCCUCUCUCAGCCCUGCAUGUUUCAGAUGUUUCCCUCUUCCAGCACACCUGAUUCAAAUGAAUGGGUCGUUAUGAAGCUUAGCAAAGGACUGAUAAUCACCCAUUUAUUUGAAUCAGGUGUGCUGGAGCAGGGGAAUAUGUAAAAGAUGCAGGGCAGGGGGUCACGAGGACCAGGGUUGAGAGGCUGCUGGAGGGGACAGUUUUGAGUGGGUGUUCCAAGCUUGACUUUAGGUUCAUAUGAACAAUGUUCUCGUGGUUGCGUGACAAAAAAAUCCACUUUCUUUUGUGUUAGUAAACAAGUUCAAAGAACACCCUCACACACUUUCUGGGAAAUGUUUGGUUUAUAUUCCAUUGUUCAAUAAUCUAUUAAAGUUUGGAAAAAAAUGUAGGGACUACAACAAAGGGAACAGUAAUUUACAGUGUUUAAGUCAAGAACAUACAGGUCACUCCAUAGAUGUCAAUAUACAGUUCUCAGAGCUGUGGUUGCAAGUUCCCUAAAGUGAAUCAAAACUAAAACACAAUCUGCCUUUUCUCACGUGUAGCAUACUAUAGAAUACAGUAAUGGUAGACCAGGAUAAAAUAUAAAAACUGGAAAGGCCUGAUGCAAACAUGUUAUUUGGUCACUAAAACCCAGUAGAAUUUGUCUUGAAGCUUUCAAAUGUAAGCACAGCUUGAGAGAAACAUGAUCCAUUUCUGUAUGUAAGAAAUUGUUUGAAGCUCUAUCAAACCCUACACUUGAUUUAACCAAACAAGCUUAAUUCUUUUAGGCAAAAGUCAAUAUAUAUUACCUGUCAAAUUAUUUUGUGUAUUAAACAGUCAUUCUAUCAGGCAAACAUCUUGGAAGUACAGUAGCAUAUGUCGCAGCACUGGACAAUC